Messenger RNA from Strongylocentrotus purpuratus (purple sea urchin), 2188 nucleotides. Its product is annotated as NXPE family member 3-like. The coding region runs from base 123 to 1826 and encodes 567 amino acids. NCBI's taxonomy places the organism in Eukaryota, Metazoa, Echinodermata, Echinoidea, Camarodonta, Strongylocentrotidae. The record is from RefSeq and is a predicted model, not a curated record. The transcript has 5 exons.
UAAAUUCCAUGUAGAUUGUCUCCCGCGGCAUUUUCCUGACGGUUGACAAAAAUUAACAUGGACUUUAUGUCCGGUUCAUAUGAUAACAACAGUUCAUUUGUUGUAUUUUUUGCAGAUAUUCUAUGCCACGUACAAUGGCAUAUAAUAAAUAUAUGUCGGUCCUUAUUCGCUUUCUGGUGGCGAUAUUCUUCACAAUUUCUGUUGGGAUUCUCCAGCAAUCUGAGCAGUGGUUACCACGCCCGGGCUUUAAACCUCCUCCAAAACAUAAGUCUUUCCAGUCCACUUCUCGUUUAUCUCUGACCAAGGAGUUCAGCCCCGAGAAUGAUACACCAUCAAACUCGUCAUCUCAAUCGAUUGCGUUUACGAGCAACGUGUACUCUUCAGCAGAUAUCAUAAGCCGGAAGGCAUCAUAUCAAGUCAAUGAAACCAUACAGAUCCGUAUUACUGCAAGGGACAUCCACAACGUCGUCAAGACUUGUGGAGGUGACUACUUCCGGGUCAAACUAUACACUGAAGAAACACAGUCAUCUUGGAGCAUUGACGUCACAAAGGACCUAGGAAAUGGUACCUACAUUGCUAAUGUGACUUUGCGAUGGCCUGGGAAGGUUGCAGUGAUUGUGACGUUGGUCCAUCCAAGUGAAGCGGUUCGGGUCCUGCAGAGGAUUCGAGUUGUUGAGCCUGGUAAAUCAAUCUUUACAGGACGUUACUUUAGGACAUCUGACUCGGGGGUCAAUGAAUUUGAAGAUGUGAUGUGCCUUCCAAAAGCUAUACAAAAUCACUCUCUCUGUAACUUCACGGAUGGAAGAACAGGAUAUCCUUGGUUCUGUGUAGCGCCCUCUAAUAAAAACUUGUCGUGUGAUGACUGGAAGCUGUACACGUCAGAUCACAAGUUAUGCGAGAAGUACACAGUGGAGGCCAUCAGCAAGGAAGAACAAAAAAUAUUCAAAGUCCAUAAGCUGCCCAUAGUCAACCACCCGCUUCCGGUAAAUGUCAUCGGUGAUUUUAACAGCUGGAAAAAGAGCGUGUUUGCCUAUCAGGAUUCUCUACCUUCCUGCAGACCAGGACAACACUUACACAACCCUUCUCCUUCGGGCUUCUAUAGCAAGAACAUCUGGUUUUCAGAUCAAUGCAAACUCCGUCGAUUUACCAAAACAGAUGUCUUACAGUGCCUGCAGAACAGAGCAGUUCAUAUUUUCGGCGACUCAACUUCUAGACAAUUAUACCUCGAGUUCGCAAAUAGGUACGAACCUGAGAUAGUUGGGAAUUCCCCGAAAGAUAUAAGUGAAAGUUUAGCUGGGCCUCUAUAUGCUAAGGGUGCUAAGUUUAACAUCUCAAUAGAUUUCAAAUUUCACGGCUUUCCUGUUCGUCCAUCGGGCUUUAUACGCAAGGAGACGAUCAAUUACAUUGUCAAUGAAUUAGACGAUCUCAAGGUAGACUCAAGAUCAGUAAUCCUUAUUUGUGUUGGAACACACUACACGACAUAUCCAUUAGAGAUGUACGAAGAGAGAAUGAGAGAUAUCAAAGCGGCUGUUCAGAGACUACGCAAGAGAAGUCCUCAAACACUGGUAGUCUUCAAGAGCGCAAACACCAGAUCACAUGCAAAGCUCCUUCAUCAGUUACACAACAGUGAGUGGUAUAUUAGAACGUUGGACCUAGCGUUGAGGGAGGUGUUGAAGGAUUCUCCAGAACUGGCUUUUAUUGACGCGUGGGAUAUGACCAUAGCUCAGAAUUUUAAAGACAACGUUCAUCCCAAUGCUGUAACAAUCACCAACCUUAUGAAUAACUUCCUAUCUUACAUUUGUCAUGAAGCUCCAAAGCCGCAGUGAGGUUUUAUUCAAGGAAUGUGCCCAUUUUCAAAGCGAUUUGAUUCAUUCAACUUUAUAUCAUUUCACAUGUUGAUUGUAUAAUUUUAUUUGAAUGCUAAUUUUCUCAUUCUGCAUAUUUCUUAGGCAUCAUUUACAAAGAAAAAAGAUAAACAACGCUUUGUCUUUAAGAAUGGUUAAACCUCCUUGUGUUGAUUCUUUUAAUUGUUCUGUAGUGAAGAAAUGUAUUCAUGUCAUAUUUAAAGCGUUGUGCUAUAUUUGCAGCUCAAAUACUGGGCAAAGGGGGUGUUUCACAAAGAUUCUAAGUUGAAAUUAUCUUUAAGUUGGACUUAAUAAUUAACGAAAGCCGUUAGCAUCUAUGGAAA